Molecule: messenger RNA, 5667 nt
Organism: Closterium sp. Naga37s-1
Lineage: Eukaryota; Viridiplantae; Streptophyta; Zygnematophyceae; Desmidiales; Closteriaceae
Source: the annotation of a GenBank genome assembly
AUGGAGGAACAGAACACCUUCAUGGACGACGACUGGGCGUCGCUUUUAAUGGAUUCAUCAACCGUGCCUCUCGCGGACAUCGAUAUUUCAGCUUUCGCCAACCUUUCAAACGAUAUGCUAGACCCGUUCCGCGACGACACUACCGUACCGCAGGACGGAGCAGGAGCAGCAGUCGACGUGGAACUCGGAAACCGGCCGUUCAACGAAGCGUUUCCGUUAAACACAACCGACGCGCUUUUCUGCGAUGAAGGUGGCGAUAUUCGCGCAGCCGGCGGGACGAUGCUAGUCGAUACGCCUCCUAGCGGCCGGUCGUCACCGGAACCGUUAGCUUCCGUGGACGAUCACGGCCUGCCGUAUCUGGUGCAAGGAGGUAGCCAUGGCGCCGACGGCAGCAGCGACGGCGACUGCGCCAGUGGUGACUGUAGAAGUGGUGAUUGUGGGAGCGGUGGCUGUAAGGAAGGGAGCAGCCAGAUUGGGAGUCCGUGGCAUCAGUCUAGUCACAUGUCAGCACAUCCGUUCGAUGCUGCUGUUGCUGCUGCUGCUCCGUCGUGUGCCGCUAUCCCUCCGUCGAAUAUGAACGGGGUGUCAAGCACUGGCGGAUUAUACGCCGGGAUCCUUCCGUCGUCUCAGUUUCCUAAGAGUACGGUGAAGCAGGAGGCGGGUUCUUGUCCGCAGCAGUACGUGGCGGCCCCAUUCGCUAUGCAAAGUGUUUCAGUACAGGGUGUGCCUUUUCCGGGGUCUGAUGCUGCCACGUGUACGGUUGUAAAUGGCGGCCUUUCCCCUGGAAACGCAGCUUCCGGUGCUGAGAACGCUGUAAAGGAGUGUGACAGCGGGGGAGCAGAGGCGCGAGGGUCGGUUGCUGGCGGCGGGAGUGGCGCUGCCGUUACGGCGGAAGAUGCGGGCAGCGAGCCGAGUGAGGGGGAUGCGGGCGGGGAGGGCGGGGAGGGCGGGGAGGGGGAGGGGGAAGGGGAGGGGGAGGGGAGGGAUCCGGAGACGGAGAAGCGGGAGGCGAGGCUGAUCAGAAAUCGGGAGAGCGCGCAACUGUCGCGGCAACGGAAGAAGUACUACAUGGAUGAGCUAGAGGCGCAGAUCCGCACCAUGUCGGCGGCGGUGGCGGAGCUCAACUCCGCCGUCGCGCAUCUUACCGCGGAGAACCUGAAGAACGUGAGCCGACCGGAAUCCGCGCGGAAGAAGAAAGGCGCGCCUGGCGGGAGUGGCGCGAAGGCGGGCGGUGGCGGUGGGGAGAAGGACAGGGGCGCGAAGAAGCAGAAAAAGGAAGGGGAUGCGCAUGCACCCGCACUCGCACUCGCCAUGUUCGGUUUCCUCCUCAUCCUUUGCCCCUUCCUGCCGCCCAGCGGCGAACUGACACGUGGCAUGGCGCCGGCGUAUCCAGGCUGGCAGGGCAGCGUGAUGAGCUGGCAGGGUAACGGGGGCGGCAUUUGGGGGCAAGUGACCGGGGCCUGGCGCGACGGAUGGCGUUGGUGGGGCGGUGGCGCGCAGAGGAGCGAGGGGAGGGGAGGGGUUCCGCAGGGGGAAGAGUGGGGAGGAGGGUUGGGAGGGGGUGGGUCGUUGAGGCCUGGAGGACGGGUGCUGCUAGGUGUAGGGGAGGAGGAGGAGGGUGGGGAGGGCCGGAGGCAUGCUGUGGGAGGGGACGGACUGGGCGUGUGGUGGAGGGGCAGGAGGAAUGGCAGCAUGAGCGGUUCGGUAGCACAGCAGCAGCACGGUCGUGCUUUGCACUCGUCUUCUCUGCACGCGUCUGCUCUGCAUUCCUCUUCUCUUGAUGCGUCUGCUUUGAACCCAGUAUGGAGGCACAGGGUGGUGACAGGCGCUCGGGUGGAGAAGCACGCGGCGGACAGGCAGCAGCAGCGGUUCCCCGCCUUUGCAGCGGUGUCACGAGGCCAGGUGCCCAACCUCACAGCAGGCAGGGCCUCACCAGAUAAGUCUAGGGAAGGCAGGGCGGCAGCAGAGAGAGUGAGAGCGGCAGGCAAGGCCCUUGUGCCGUGGCGCCAGUGGUCACCUGUGAGCGCGCUCAGAAGCCAGUGGUCACCUGUGAGCGCGCUCAGAAGCCAGUCAGCAGGCGCUGGGCGAGAUGGGAGAGGUGGCAGCGGUGGUAGUGGUGGCAGUGCCCGUCACUCGGGAAGCGGCAUUGGUGGCACUUAUGGUCCGAGGGUCAGUGGUAGUGGCAGUGGUGGCAGCAGUGGCAGUGCCUCUGUGGGGCUGAGAGCUGGGAUUGGUGGUGGUGGUGGUCGGGUGGCGGGUGCACUACCAGGAGCAGCAGCAGUGGAGGGUUCGUUGCCGUGGGAUCAGCAGCACUGGCAGCAGUGGCUGCUGCAGCACAGCUCAGGCCCUCUGUUCCAGUCGCAUACAUGCACGGAGCUUUUCCGGUUUGACUCCCAGCCAACCCAAGCGGCGCAGGAGGGAGAGGCGCAGGACGAGGCAGGAGAGGCAACGACACAUGCAGGGGCCAGCAGCGUCAGCAGCAAGAUGAACUCGUCUGGUGGCUGUGUGGGCAGCAGCCGUGCAAACUCCAGUGCUACAGACAGAAGCAGAGGCAGUGGGAGCCACAUUCCGGGUUCGUCGCCUCUCAACUCCGCCACAGCUACCAGCGGCAGCAGCAGCAGUAGGCUCACUGAGAAGGUCGGCAAAGAGUCAUUCCCGCCUGUGCCUGUGCCUGUGCUGUCUCGCCGCAUGUUCCUGCGGAGGCGGUAUUUGAACGAGCUGCCGGCAUCGAAGCAAGCCAUCCCUCUUCCCGACUCCAACCAGGCCAUUCCCCUCCUUCCUCCCACUGACGACACCGAUGCGGUUGUGAAUCAAGGAGAGAGGCACAGCAGCACCAGCAGCACGAGGAGUGUUGAUGUGAGCAGCAGCUUGAAACACAACGCAACUACUGAGGGGAGUCCGAUUCGGUCGGUCCCGGCUGCAGUGCCUGGUCAGCCGCAGCAGAGUGGGUUUCGCCAGCAAGGCGCGUUCACACAGCCUGAACCGGUCGUAGUGUCGAUUCUUUCGGGCUUUGAUGCGAGCAGCGUGGAAAGGUUUUUCCAGAGUGGGACAAGGGGAUUCGCUGCAGGGUUUGCGGGGGCGGAUGGGGGUGUGGGGUCAGAGCGAGUGAAUGCAGGACAGAUGGGUAAAGGUGGGGCGGAGGAGGAGGAGGUGAGGGGAGGGAUGGGUGGAAGUGUUGUGGUGAUGGUGACUAGUGGGGGAAAGAGCGUGGCGUAUGCUUGUGCUUUAGGUGGCUCUAAAGGGAGGAGCAAGGACUUUGUCGACAUCGUUCUGUCCAAAACGCAGCGCGGCACGCCGACGGUGAUCCACAAGGGCAGCGCCGUUAACAGAAUCCGUCAGUUUUACAUGCGCAAGGUCAAGUUUACGCAGCAGACGUUUCACGACAAACUCACGACGAUUCUCGACGACUUCCCGCGGCUCGAGGAGAUCCAUCCGUUCUAUGGCGACCUCCUUAACGUCCUCUACGAUAAGGACCAUUACAAACUCGCGCUUGGACAGGUGAACGUGGCGCGCGGAAUCAUCGACCGCAUCACCAAGGAGUACGUGCGCCUGCUCAAGUACGGCGACUCGCUGUACCGUUGCAAGCAGCUCAAGCGCGCCGCUCUCGGUCGCAUGUGCACGCUCAUGCGCAAGCAGGGCCCGUCGCUCGCGUACCUCGAGCAGGUGCGGCAGCACAUGUCGCGUCUUCCGUCCAUCGAUCCCAACCCAACACGCGCACGAUCCUGGUUGUGCGGGUAUCCGAACGUGCGGCAGCACAUGUCGCGUCUCCCAUCGAUUGAUCCCAACACGCGCACCAUCCUGGUGUGCGGGUAUCCGAACGUGGGCAAGAGCUCGUUCGUGAACAAGGUGACGCGCGCUGACGUGGAGGUGCAGCCGUACGCCUUCACCACCAAGUCGCUCUUCGUUGGGCACACGGAUUACAAAUAUUUGCGCUGGCAGGUGAUCGACACCCCCGGUAUCCUGGACCAUCCACUGGAGGAGCGCAACACCAUUGAGAUGCUCGCCGUGACGGCUCUGGCGCAUCUGAGGGCGGCCGUGCUGUUUGUGGUGGACGCGUCUGGCAGCUGCGGGUACACUCUGGAGCAGCAGGCAGCGCUGUUCAACUCCAUUAAGCCCCUCUUCCUGAACAAGCCGCUGAUGGUGGUGUGCAACAAGGUGGACCUACAGCCGCUGGAAACGCUCUCGGAAGCCGACAGGAAGGUUCUGCACGACAUGGCGGCUGAAGCCGCCCGGUGCGGCGGCCCCGGCAUCGCUCCUCCUCUCACUGCUGAGGGCGGCGAGGGGGCGAUGGAGGCGGUGAUGGGCGACGGUGAUGGCGCGGGGUGCCUGCUCACCAUGAGCACCAUGACUGAUGUUAACGUCGCUGCUGUUAAGAACGCCGCGUGUGAACGGCUGCUGCAGAUGCGCGUUGAAGCCAAGAUGCGCAGCAAGAGGGUGGAGGAUGUAGCAAACCGAAUCCACGUGGCCAUGCCUCGCCCGCGAGACAGCAAGCCGCGCCCACCGGUCAUCCCGCAGGCGGUUCUCGACCGGCAGGCCAAGGGCGUCAAGCCGUCCGAGGGGCGCAAGCUGGAGAAGGAUUAUCAGGAGGAGCUGGGCGGCGCGGGCGCCUACGUGGCGGACCACACGCGGCCGUACCUGUUGGGCGACGACACGUGGCGGCACGACGUGGUGCCGGAGAUCAUGGACGGGAAGAACAUCGCUGACUUCGUGGAUGCGGAUAUUCUGGCGCGGCUGGAGGAGCUGGAGCGGGAGGAGUGGGAGAUGGAGCAGCAGGCGGAGGGGGUCGGCGAGGGCGAGUGGGGCGAAGCGAUGGAUGAUGAAGAGGACCUCGCUCCGGAGGAGGCCGAGGCGCUGGCGGCUAUCAGGUGGGUGUGGCUGGGUGCUGGGGUCGGCUUAUCACGUUUUAAGAGGUCUCAAAGCGUGUCGUCUGUUCCCUCCCCCCCCCUCCCCCCCCUCCGCUCCCCCACUCCCUUCCCCCCGCCCCUCCUCCCAAACACCAGGCUGAAAAAGAAGCGUCUGAUAACGCAUCGUCAUCGCCAGCGCAGCGUGACGGACUCGCGACCAAUCCUGCCGCGCCACGCGGACACGGGGCGGCAGUUCACAGCGGAGCGCAUGCGGCAGGAGCUCUCCUCCAUCGGCCUCGACCCCUCCGCUGCCCUCGCGCGCAUCAAGGCCGGCAAGACGGGAGAAGGCGGGGAUGUGAGUGGCGGCGGAACGGUGGCUAAGGGGAGGAAGAGGAGCAGGUCCAUGGCGCGAGACGGGAUGGAGGUGGAUGGGGAGGAGGGGAGGGGGAGGCGCGGGGUUUCCCGGGGCCGGGAAGGGAAGCGGGAGGGGAGGGAAGGGAGGGAGGAAGGGGAGGAGGGGAUGGAGUUGGAUGAAGGGAACGAGGAGAGGCUGAGGAAGAGAAUCCGGCACAUGUCGCGGUCUCGGUCGCAGUCGCUGGGGAGGAUAGGCGGGACGGCGUCGGCGCUGGCUGCGGAGGCGGUGCCUGGGGAGGGGUUCAGAGACACGGAGCAGAAGGUGGGCGCGAUUCAGCUGGCGCGGAAGCAUGCGAAGAAGCGGAACGUGCAGAGCAGGAAGGGCGAGGCGGACCGCACGAUUGUGAACGUGAGGCCCAAGCACCUGUUCGCGGGGAAGAGAGGCAUUGGGAAGACCGACCGGCGGUAG